CGGGGUUGUGUUCCUCCCUUCGAGUCUCGUUCAAAGUUUUACGUUUUUCGUCGUGCAAUCUCACCGUUCACGUUCCACUUCCGGUCCGGAAAUGGUCCCCAGGGCUCGUGCGGUGGAUUUGUGUUAACAUUUGUGUGAAUUUCGUGCGUUAAUUGUGCAAAAAUUGCGUGUAAAAUUCGGUGGUGUCUGCUGGGGGAAAAAGAAGAACUGGUUGUUCCAAGGGGAAAGAAGAAGACAAGUGUGUUUAUGUGUGUGUGUGCGUGAGAGGUGUCAAAAUCGAAGCAGGCUCUUCGGUGGUGGUGUUGGUGUGGCAACCCUCUCUCAACAUAAAACAAAACGCAACAUUCAAAGCAGAAGCAUAAAAGUUCUGGUCGCGAAAGGACGAAGAAACAUCGUGUGAAGACAGACGACAGGAUCAAGGUGAAAUUCGAAAAAAAAAAUAACACCCGGCCACAAGAUGGAGAAUCCCGACGAUCGGGUUUACGCCGCGGAGAAAAUCAUGAAAAAGCGGGUUCGAUCGGGCAAAGCUGAGUACCUGGUCAAGUGGAAGGGCUGGAGCACGCGGCACAACACCUGGGAACCGGAGGAGAACAUCCUGGACAUUCGGCUAAUCGACAUCUUCGAGCGCUCCCUCCGGGGUGGUUCCACUCCGAAUAAACGCAAGCGCAAACCUCGCAUUGAGAGUUCGGACGAGGAGGACGCUCCCGAACCGGCCGUACCUGCGCCAGCUCCGGUCGUCGUUGCUAGUCCCGAACCUGAGCCGAAACCGGAACCUGCUGCCGCUGCUGCACCGCUAAAGGAGGUCAUUACGAUCAAGAAGGAAAAAGAGGAUAAACCUAGCAAGAAGGAGAAGGAGAAAGAUGGUGAAAGUUCUUCCAAGUCGAAGACGGCGCCGGUUGGUGGCGGUUCCAAGGACAAGUCGGACGUCGUGGUGCCGCCCCAGGCGCAGGUUCCCAGUUUGAAGAUCUCGAUUUCGCAGAACGCCGACAACGACACGGCUUCGAACAGCAGCGAUGAUCAGCCGUUGAGCCACAAGGACUUGGCCGGGACGACGCGAAAGGCCGAAGUGCUGUCCAAGGAGGGCAAAGUGGGCGUCACAAUCAAAACCUCGCCGGACGAGGGAAGCACGAGCAGCCCAGCGGCCAAGAUUCCGCGGCUAGAAACGGUACCUGCGGCGGCGGCCACGGUCACGACACCGGUUCCCAAGUCGGAACUCAAACCGACGGCGCCACUUUCGCCGGACACCCCAGCAUCACGACCCGAGUCAAACAUUCCACCCGCGGAGAACCACGUGGCUGCGGCUCCAGCGGCGGCGGUGGCGCUGGCGCCCCCCGCAGCAGCUCCCGAGGAAGAAAACAGCCCCAAGCGGCCGGAUUUGCCCGUAAGCAAUAACAACACCAUCAACAACAACAACGGCAAACAUCAGCACCACCUGACGCUGUCUCCCCGGGCGGCCCCUCCCCAGCUGUGGUUGCCGCGGGCCCAGGUCACGGACCAGGUGUUUAUCACCGACGUCACCGUUAACCUGGAGACGGUCACGAUCCGCGAGUGCAAAACCGAGCGAGGGUUCUUCAAGGCGCGUGACCUGAAGGAUCUCAAGAGUGACAUUUGCAACUGAAUUACGCGGGCGUGUGUGCGUGCGCUGGCACAAUUGUAAAUAGCUUAAUCUACCCUUUUUGAUGAUGCAAACUCACCUACAGACUGUACAAAAAACGGUAGAUCGGGGUGAGGACUUGGAAUGACAGAAAUGAACUGGGUCUAGUGAUAGUGAUACGAAACAGCAACAAAUAAGUAGUUUCUAGUGUUUCUUACAUACACACACACACAAACAAACAAGCAGCAAUGGAUGCUAAUUCUGAUAUUGAGCGUAAAUGUUUUUAGUUUGUAGUUAACUUUUGAUCUACAUAAACACACACAGCAGCAGCAACAACAACUACAACAAUAAAACAGGAAAGAUGCAUGGAGUUUUAAGGGAAGUUAAAACAGCUCUCCCCUAUGAAAUAUGUUGGUUAUUUGUGAAUGCAAGGGAGAAGUGAUAAGCCAGAACUGAUAAUUACAGAAACUACAUUUUACGAGCUUUUUUUUCGAAAAAAAAACUACUUUCGCACCUUUUAAUCUUGUCGUUAGCGUUUAGUUUCACACCUUAAUUUAUUUAGUGUCGUUCUCCGCCGAAGGCGAACGAUGGUUAAUUUUACUACAACUAAGAUUUUUUCUCGUAAAAAAUAAACUUUAGCCAUUUAAACAGAUGAUCGCGUUUAGGUUUAGUCGUAAUUGUGUAACCACAUGAUUUGUGUUGUAAGUUAUUUUAGAAGUAACCAGGUUCCAAAUUACCGUUUGAGCUUCAUGAAUCUUGUCAAAAGCAUAACCAACAACAACAACAAACAGGCAAAGCUUAAAAAUGUUGAGAGAAUCAAAACAAGGGUGCAUUUUUUCGGAAAAGCUUGUAAUUCUCGUUAAUUACUUUACACUAAAUUAUUCUUCUGACCAAAAAUGAUUUUAUUCGAUAGAGAUAGCAUUGCUUUUUGUAAUUUUAUUUAUUAGCGCGAAAGUUUUCUACCGUUAAUGAAAGGUAAAACCAAGUGAGAUGUGUAAGAAGGCAAACGGAAAUCAACAAAAACAAAGCAGUAUGCAUUCACACUACUUUACUUACCGCAAGGAAUGUAAUUGUAUUUUUCUCCUAGUUUAUAGAGGCAUUGUUACACAAGUAUAACAAAACACAAAACAAUAAAGCAAGCAAAUAAGUAUUUAGAA
Culex pipiens pallens (northern house mosquito) is the source of this 2751-nucleotide messenger RNA. RefSeq names its product polycomb group protein Pc (gene Pc). Bases 458 to 1618 code for a protein of 386 amino acids. The record is from RefSeq and is a predicted model, not a curated record. The transcript is spliced from 2 exons. Lineage: Eukaryota; Metazoa; Arthropoda; Insecta; Diptera; Culicidae.